AUCCCUUCCCACUCCACCAGCGUAGCGUCGAGUUGCUCGAGGGUCAGCCGUGCGGAGCACCUCAGAUAAUCGGUGCAGCUCACCGCGUUCGCACGUCCGUCGACCAAAAGAGCGCGACCGGGGGACGUUUCUUUUACUCUGAUUUCGUGAAUUUUCAACGCGCCGCCAUGUCGGUCCUGGCCGCGUCGUUCGUCCUGGUGACGCUGUGCACGCUCCUUUACGCCUUCAUCCGCUACCGCCUGUCCUACUGGCAGCGACGCAAGGUGUUCUUCGUGCCGCCAAGCGCACCGCUGGGCAACUACGGCCCCUGCUUCCUGGGCAAGAAGGGGCUCUCCGAGACCAUGGCGGGCAUCUACCGCGAGCACCGCGACGAGCGCUACGUCGGCACGUACUUCUUGCUCACGCCGCUGCUGCAGCUCCACGACCCGGAAAUCAUCCGCCAGGUCUUCAUCAAGGAGUUCCAGGACUUCAACGGGCGCGGCAACUACUGCGACCCGGAGGCGGACCCGCUGUCCGGCCACCUCUUCAUGCUGGGCGGCCAGCCGUGGCGCAACAUGCGCGUCAAGCUGAGCCCCACCUUCACCACGGGCAAGAUGCGCUCCAUGUUCAACACCAUCAGCGAGUGCGCCGGCUUCCUCCGCGAGCACAUCGAGGCCUCCAUGAAGGCGGCCGGCGGCGGCUACGAGGAGGACGUCCGCGAGCUGGUGGCGCGCUUCUCCACCGACGUCAUCUCGUCCGUGGCCUUCGGUAUCGAGAGCAAUUCGAUGAAGAACCCCGACUCCGAGUUCCGGCGCAUGGGCCAGGCCGUGUUCGACCCCUCCCUCGAGGUCAACAUCCGCACCCUGCUCACCUUCUUCGGGCGCGACAUCAUGAAGGCCUUCAGCAUCCGCUCGACGCCCGGCGCCAUCCACGACUUCUUCACCCGCAUCGUGGACGAGAUGGUGUCCUACCGCGAGACCAACAAGGUGGAGCGCGCCGACAUGCUCAACCUGCUCAUCAAGCUCAAGAACGACGGCUUCGUCCCCCCGGACAACUCCACCGACGAGAAGGAUAAAAGCGCUGACGCGACCCCAGACGCGAAGCAGAAGCUGACGAUGAAGCAGAUAACAGCGCAGGUCUUCGUCUUCUUCGUGGCCGGCUACGAGACCACUUCCACGACCACGUCCUUCACCCUGUACGAGCUGGCCAAGCACCCGGACAUCCAGAAGAAGCUCAUCGAGGAGGUCGACGGCGUCAUGGCCAAACACAACGGGCAGCCCACCUACGACGCCAUCAUGGAGAUGCCCUACAUGGAGAUGGUCAUCCAAGAGACCAUGCGGAUGUACCCGCCCGUGCCGUUCCUGACCCGCGAGGCCAACGUGAAGCGCACGCUGCCGCUCACGGACCUCACGCUGGAGAAGGGGACGACCCUCAUGAUCCCCGUCAUCGGGCUGCACCACGACCCGCAGUACUGGGAGGAGCCGGACCGCUACAACCCUCUGCGCUUCACCGAGGAGGCCAAGAAGGCUAGGCCCAACAUGGUGUACAUCCCCUUCGGGGACGGCCCUCGCAUCUGCAUAGGUAUGCGCAUGGCGCUGGUGCAGGUGAAGAUAGCCCUGUCCACCAUCCUGAGCAAGGCCACGGUGACGCUGGCCCCCGGCAUGCCCAGCACGCCCAGGAUGUCCCCUCGCACUGUAGUGCCCACCCCCAUCGACGGCAUCAGGCUCACCCUCACGCCGCGCAACUGAGCCGGUUCCUCACACUCUCAGACUCGCUACGCAGUAAAAACUCUACGAAGAGUCGUUUCGUAAUACGAAGAAAAUGAAGGCAUUGUAAAAUUUACGAAGAAAUGCUUCGUACUAUGAAGCAAAAUCCUUCGUAAUACCAAGCAUUUCUUCAUAAUACGAAGAAAUCCUACAAUGCCUUCAUUUUCUUUGUAGUUAUGAAGCAAAUGCUUCGUAGGCUUUUAAGAGAGUACACGAUAAAAUGUUUUUUGCACACAUUUUGUACGAGACAUCAGUUUUUGGUGCACAUGGGCUUUUCUUACAAAUACUUACGCGACUUAGCACAAAGGGGAAAUAAAUACAGUUUUUCGUGCUAAAUUUGUGCGAAAAAUUCGUGUGCACGAAAAACUGCGAUGUGUCGUACAAAAUUGUACAUAAUAUUUAGUGUGUACACAUGGUGUACAUUAGUAUACAUGAUAUUGACAUUUUGUCGACAACACUGUGCAAUAGUAAUGAGUACUUUUCGCUAUUGUUAUUAUUAUUAUCUGCAUUUUUGUUAGUACUUAUUUAUGAUGAAAGCUACAAAAUGAUUUUAUGAAGUAAAUUGCAUGUAUAGUACCUAAGAAGAAAAUACCACCUAUUAUUGUUGGAGGCUAUAGUACCUGGUUACUGACGAUAAAGUCAAGAAGAGGCUGAGGAUGCACACUUCCGUCAUCCGAAGGUCGUCUGAAGACCAUCCCCUCGAAAUCGUUCAGACCUCGUUCAAAUAAUUGCAUAAAUUGUUGAGUUUAAUAGUUGUUGCGAAGAAAAGGCUAAUUAGUAGUGCACUAGAGUGCAAACCAUAUCAAUAUUAAGACUGUGAUAUAUCAGUAGUGUGCAAGUGCAAGGUCCCUCAGACCAACCCAUUACUCGUUAGGUUACACAUGAAUCUGGCGACGUACCUGAAAGGCUAUCUAAAUGCAGCUUGUUUGGGAUUCUCUGUAGAUACAUGUUACGAGUUUUUUAAAUACACAAAAUGUUUAAAAUCAACAAUAA
This is a messenger RNA of Thrips palmi, 2738 nucleotides long. RefSeq names its product cytochrome P450 6k1-like. The record is from RefSeq and is a predicted model, not a curated record. The coding region runs from base 168 to 1727 and encodes 519 amino acids. Lineage: Eukaryota; Metazoa; Arthropoda; Insecta; Thysanoptera; Thripidae. Gene Ontology annotation, molecular function: iron ion binding; oxidoreductase activity, acting on paired donors, with incorporation or reduction of molecular oxygen; monooxygenase activity. The transcript is spliced from 7 exons.